This is a messenger RNA of Cervus elaphus (red deer), 4115 nucleotides long. It is a transcript of the gene RBM44, whose product is annotated as RNA binding motif protein 44. The transcript is spliced from 16 exons. The record is from RefSeq and is a predicted model, not a curated record. Gene Ontology annotation, molecular function: RNA binding. Lineage: Eukaryota; Metazoa; Chordata; Mammalia; Artiodactyla; Cervidae. The coding region runs from base 136 to 3291 and encodes 1051 amino acids.
CGGAGCAGCACUUUCUCUGAAGCGGCGCUCGCGACAGGAGGCUUCACGCGUGGCGGCGGCAACAGCGCGGUUCUGAGGUGCGGCGGGCGGCUGCGGCUGGCCAGAGCGGAAGCCGGGGAUAUACAUCCUUGAGUGAUGCAAUCUACUGCAGUGGUUGAGACAGCUUCUAAUAAAGGCUACUACAAUAAUGGAAGAAACAUUCAGAAAGCAGAUGAGCCUUCUAAUCCCAAGAAAGAAAAUUUGUUAUCUCCUAAUGGUUGUAAAGCAGCCAAAUUGACUUUUCUUAAUGAUUACUGUGAUUCCUUGGCAUUAGAAAAAAGAGCUAAUGACAAAGAAAUCAGCAAUAUUGACAAAACAGAUUUAUUGGAGCCAUCUUUUACCACAAGUCCAGAUACUAACAUAGAGAGUGCUUACUCUCAGUCAGGUGAAUUUGAAGAUAGUACUGACUAUGCUUUCCUGAAUGAAACCUACACUAUACAUGAUUCAGAGUCAAAACUAAAGAGUGAAAGUCUUAUUCAUUUAAAUUCAGAAUUAGAUUCUGAAAUGCAGAAAAGAGAAGAGGUGUUUUUUGAUAUUUUGGAAUAUCAAGGUAAUAAGACUACUGACUUGGAAAGAAUCUACAAGAUUUCAUAUGAUGACUAUGAAAAAACUGCUGAAGAUGUGCAAAAGCCUGAUAUAGAUGAAGACUCACAGCAGGAAUAUCACAGUGCAGAAGAACAAGAGAAUAUAAAUAACCAUUUAUCAUUUGACCAGGCAAAAACAUUAGACAUACCUAAUCUGGAAGUUUUGGGAUUAAGAAAUUCAGGCUGUGAAGUUAAAUGUGCUAGCAAUCUAGAAGACAGUCAUGUUAAAUUGGAAAGUAAUUUCAUCUCUUCAGAUUCAGUUGAUGUUUAUGGACGAGAAGAUUCAUCUCGUGUCUCCAAGUUUCAGAAUUCUGUUACGUUGAGAGCAUUUCCUGCACCUAAGCAUGGAAAGGGUAAGGAGCAAGAGGCUAGUUUACUGCUUCACACAGUGUUGGAUGAAGUUGUGCUCAGGAGCAGUCAUCCUGAGCACAAGGAGUCUCAGUCUGCGGGUUUUCUAAACCCUCAGAAAGCAUCAAAAACUAAAAUUUAUACUUGCAAAAUGAGCCCUCAAUUAACUGAAAGUAAAGAUUCUACUGGAAAUUUAAUUGUUGAGGACAAAAUGUUACAGCACCUUGACAAUCCAGGCACAUUGCCUCAGGACAAAGAUUUAGAGAGUUUACUCCAGCCUUGUAAAGAUUGUCAGACUUCCUCUGUUUUUGAUGAUUCAGUAAUUUCUGCCUGUGGGUAUUCACAUUAUGAAAGCCUGCAAAGCACCCCUAACAUAGCCUUAGAUGUUUCUAUUACUCUACCAAGGUCUGCAAUCAGAGAUAAUCAGGCAGUAGAAGAAAGUGGCUCCCUAAAAGUUGCUAAUGGCAAUACCAUCAGUAAAGCACACUUUUGCAAUACGGAAGGACCAUGUCCCAAAUCAGUGACAGAUGCAGCAGGUUGUACAGUCACAGUUAAUCAGACGGUGGAUGUUAGUGCUGAUUUUAGGGCUUGUUUCACAACAAGCAGGGCAACAAGUGCAAGAUCUUCUGUAGUAUCCACAUCAAGCAACACAGAGAUAACAAUGAUGAAUAAAAAACGGCCUAGUGAAUGGCAAAGUGAGAAACAAAGAAGUGUGGCUUGUAACACAGAUUGGUCAUACAUUCAAGAUACUAAAGAUCCACAGAUGGCUAUGACAAAAGGACCUUCAGGGAAAUCUCUCUCCGUUGACAGUUUAAAACCUAACAGAAAUGUCCCAAAUAAGGAUUCCCUGGAGUUAAAAACAUUCGAGUUCACAGACUUAAAGAAACAUUCUGAAAGGGAACCUCAGCUUCCUAAAGAGGUAGAGAAGAAUUUGCCAUCUAAGUGCUGUCAGCAGAUAAUGCAGAGAGCCAUCCAAGCCGAGUCGCAUCUUUUAAAUGUUCACUAUCAGUUGUGCCGUCGCCAUUGCAGUGAUAUUUACAGACUUGUGAUGGAAGAUAAGGAAGGACUAAAUAGGAAUUUAUCAAGUAAUUCUACUAAGAAGGAAUUAGGACCAGCACUACUGUCAGUUUUAGGAGACUUAAAAGUUAGAUACAUGAAUUUGAAAGAAAAGAUAAACAAGGGUAUACCACUAGAAGAGCUGCCUCCCUUGUCAAUAGAAUCAAGAUUAUUAUCUGCCUUCUCUACUUUUGCUUCCAGGCUAAUGAAAGAAGAGUCACCUAUCUUUUCAGGAGCAGAUUCUGAACUAGAUAAUCAAAGGACACAUGAUGUUGGUUCUUCCAGCCUAAAGAAGACACUCUCUCAAACACCUCUGUUACUUGACAAUGGUCAUCCUAAACAAGAUAAAUCACCUGAAAAGGGUGGUUCAAAAAAUGGUGAUAUAGAUGUAGACUUGAGUCAGCUAAAGCUUGAUGAUAAAGACUGCAGAAAUUACCGAGAAGUAAAUGAAGACUGGUUUGAUGCUAAAGAGAACCUGACUGGAGCAGACUUCUCAGGCAUACAAGAAAAUCAGAUAGAACAAGACAAAGGGGACCCGAAGUUUACACUUGAAAUAAAGAAAGUGGAACCCUUACGAAGAGAGAAAGGUUACUUGAUACAUGUUGGUGGUCUCUGCCCUUCAGUGUCUGAGGCUGAUUUAAGGUCUUAUUUCCAGAAAUAUGAAAUUUCUGACAUUUCAAUUUAUGACUCUUCUCCUAAUUACAGAUAUGCAUCUCUUGCUUUUAAAAAAAACAGUGAUGCAAAGAUGGCUGUGAAAGAAAUGAAUGGUAUAGAAAUAAAUGGGAAAUCAGUAAAUGUGCGGCUUGUCAAAACUCCUGGAGAAUAUACAUCACCACUUUCCUCCAAAAAUGGAAAUAAAGUUAGUUUCAGUAAUUUGGAAAAAAGCACCAGCAAAGAAAUCAGCUCACCCUCCUCUAUUUCUAGACUGCCCAGAACUCGGCCGAGACAGCUGGGGUCUGAGCAAGACAGUGAGUUCUUCCCUUUUGACCAAAAGGGUAUAAAGAAGAAUUGUAAACAGAUUGAGUCUACUAAAUUAUUACCUGAUACACCUAUUCAAUUCAUACCUCCAAAUACAUUGAACCUGCGUAGUUUUACCAAGAUCAUGAAGAGACUGGCUGAACUACAUCCAGAAGUUAGCAGAGAUCACAUUAUAGAUGCUCUUCAGGAAGUAAGAGUAAAUCAUAAAGGUUUUCUGAAUGGCUUAUCUAUUAAUACGAUUGUGGAAAUGACUUCCUCUGUUUUGGAAAACUCUGCUUCCAGUUAGGAAUAAAAGAAGCAAUAAGAGAAUUUCCUUGGAAAGCAUGAGUUCCUUCCUACAGAGAAUGUUCUCCAGCACUUAGGAAAAAAUUGUGGUAAUAGCAAAAUGAUAUAAUUAAAUAGGCUCGAUAAAUGGGGUUAGCUGUUAUAAUAUUCUACUUUAUAUAGCCAUCUCUUAAAAUCUAGCAACUGUUGUUUUGACAAUAUAAAGAUCUCUAUAUAUAAAUUAAAAGAUAACUUUUUAAUGUUUAUAGACUUUGUAUUUCAAACUUCUCACUUAGAGACUUGAAGCUGCAUGUUUUGGAGCAGAGACAAAAAUGGUGUCAAUUUAAAAAAAAAAAUCUGUGUUAAGUCAGUUUUUAAAAUAUUGACCAAUAGAAAGUAUUAUUUUAUAUGUGAAGAAUAUAAUCUAUCUGAAGUUCUUAUUUUCAGUUUUCAGUUGUCUUAAGACUCUUAUAUUGGACCAUAGGAUAACAGAUAAACUGGAUCUACAGAUACACAUUUUGUAACGUGUAUGUUGUUUUUAAGUUUCCAAAAUAAUUACUGUUGUGAUGCAUUAAUAGGUUUAGAUGUAUUUUCCCUGUUUUCACUAGGAAGAGUGAACCCGUUUGUGCUCUGGUAAACUGUUUACUUAAAUAUAAAGUGGUCACUGUAUUGAUUAUGUUCAUUUUGUAAGAAGUUCUGUUAGGUUAGAGUAUACAUUGGAACACUUUUCAAGACCUAUUCUUUUGCUUUAUCUGAUAACAUAAAUUUUAAUUGUUUACUUUUAAAGAUAAUAUUGUUUAAAGUUAGGGUCUUACUAAUAGUAAGAUGAACACUUAAAUAUGUAUU